This is a messenger RNA of Zingiber officinale, 1647 nucleotides long. Its product is annotated as F-box only protein 6-like. The transcript is spliced from 2 exons. NCBI's taxonomy places the organism in Eukaryota, Viridiplantae, Streptophyta, Magnoliopsida, Zingiberales, Zingiberaceae. Gene Ontology annotation, molecular function: protein binding. The record is from RefSeq and is a predicted model, not a curated record. The coding region runs from base 104 to 1447 and encodes 447 amino acids.
GCUAUUAGAUUCAGAAGAAGAACAGAGCAAGUGGAAAAUCCAGAGAAAAUACGAGUGGCGGCGACGGCGACGGCGACGGCGACGGCGACGGGGGAGGUGGCGGAUGGAUGAGGCGGUGGUGCUGAGUCAGGUCGUCGGCCGCAUCCAGGAACUUUGCGAACUUUACGCCUCCUCGCCUUCACUUGACUGGCCUCGCCGUCUCGAUCCCAGGUUGUAUAUAUUGGAGUUGAAUAACCCAUUGGGAUAUGACUUCUGUGGUAUUUUAAUGGAAGAUAAAUCUGGUCAAAAAAUGGUUGAAGUUCUUGAAUCACCACAUUGCAAGAGACCUAGAAGAGAAAAGAACCCGUCAAAAACAAUUGCAUCAAUUUCAAGUGGCUUGAUGGAUCAGCAAAUCUGGAAAGAUUUUCCGGAAGAUCUUUUUGAAGUUGUGAUUGCAAGACUCCCUACAGAAUCCUUCUUCAGGUUCCGAACUGUAUGCAAAAAGUGGAACUCCUUGUUGUCCUCCUGUACCUUCGCCCAACAUCUCGCAGAAGUUCCAAAUUUACAUCCUUGGUUUUAUUCAGUCACUCAUGAAAACAUAACCAAGGGUGCCAUGUACAAUCCAUCUUUGAGAAAAUGGCAUCAUAUUUCCAUUCCGUUUCUGCCUGCAAAGACAGUGCUUCUUCCGGUAGCAUCAGCUGGCGGCCUCAUUUGUUUCUUGGAUUUGUCACAUAAGAAUUUCUAUAUUAGCAAUCCUCUGACCGAUUCAUUCAAAGAACUUCCACCGAGAUCUUACCGAGUUUGGUCCCGAGUGGCUGUUGGAAUGAUUCUGAACGGGAAGACUGCUGUCAGUGGCUACAAGAUAAUGUGGCUUGGCUGCAAUGGGGAUCAUGAGAUUUACGACUCCAUUCAUAACAGUUGGAGUCGCAGUGCAAGUUUUCCUCCAAGCAUCAAGCUUCCCCUCUCUUUAAAUUUCAGGUCACAGACAGUGUCUGUCGGCAGCACCAUCUACUUCAUGCAUGCUGAACCUGACGGCAUUUUGUCAUAUGACAUAGUAAAUGGUAUUUGGAAGCAGUACCUCAUCCCUUCACCGCUGCACCUUACAGAUCAUACACUGUUGGAGUAUGAGGGUCAGAUUUUGCUUGUAGGUUUGGUGACUAAGAACGCUGCCACAUGCGUUUACAUAUGGGAGAUGCAGAAGAUGACUCUCCUGUGGAAGGAGGUGGACAGAAUGCCAAACAUCUGGUGCUUGGAGCUUUACGGUAAGCAUGUAAGGAUGACAUGCCUGGGCAACCAUGGGUUGCUCAUGCUUUCCUUGCGGUCGAAGCGGAUGAACCGUCUUGUUAUGCACAAUUUGUCGACAAAGGAAUGGCAACGAGUGCCAGAAUGUAUGCACCCUCAUGGCAGGAAGAGACAGACAAUUGCUUGUGGGACUGCAUUUCAUCCUUGUCCCACUGCUCUUGCUUGAUGGCUCUGUCGAUUUGAGUGUGAUCAUUUUGUAGAAAGGUAUCAUUGUCUCUCGAUAUCAAUAAACACUGGCACUCCCAUGUCAUGAUCGUCUGCAUUAAAAUCAAGGAUUCUUGGUGUUUUUGUAUUGUGGUUCUUGCUUUUGUAUAAAGUUCUGCAAAAGUGAAAUAUGAUGCUUGAUGGUUCAUUCUCAGUUGUUCA